Messenger RNA from Peronospora matthiolae, 228 nucleotides. Lineage: Eukaryota; Oomycota; Peronosporomycetes; Peronosporales; Peronosporaceae. The record is from the annotation of a GenBank genome assembly.
AUGCGAUGCGCGAGCAAGGCCGCCGAGAGCGCGUCCGCAUGUCUCUGUGCGGACGCCGAAGCAGAAACCACAGCAACUGAUGUCUCAUCGGUUGCUGAAGCGACCCAGCCUGUGUCACUUGGUGAUGCAGGCGCUGGUCAUGAAGACACUCGUGUCUUCACAGAGUACGAGCUCGGUGUCUCGUACUCUCCUGAUACGGAUGACGGAACCGUAUCGACGGCGAAUUGA